AAUAAUACAAUCGAAAACAAUCAUGGUCAAGCGUAAACGAACAUGGAGUGCAACACAAGCGGCCAAUCAUGAACAACCGGGAGCGGGCAGAUUGAGUCCCAAUGUAGAACAACAUCAAAGUCCAUUCAGGAUUCCCCAGUCGAACAAUGUAUCGGAGAGAAAUCCGCAACAUCAACCCGGAGAGUCGACUGCAGUACCGCCACUGGUGGAGGUCUUGCCUUCUAUUACGCGCAAAAUCACCGCAUGUGCCGCCUGUAGGAAGAACAAGAUCCGAUGUGACAUGCCGGAGGAUGGCCCUCCUUGUGUUCGGUGUCGACGCCGAUCGCUUUCCUGCGUGUUGAAUCGUAGUCUUCAGUCGCUGGUUGAAGACGUGAAAAAUGUGGAGCUGGUACAAUCUGACCUGCGAAAUCUGCAUGACACAGUUGACAUCAUUUGCCAACACUUGGAUCUCGGCCGGCCAAAGCCACUGGUAAACGACCAUGGAAAAGCGAGGGAGAACCUUCCAGUGAGCGGAGAGCCCGACCGUGAAGAAAGCGAGGGAUGCGAAGUGUCACCACCCGAUUCACCUUCUGCUGUCCAUGCUCCCAUUGACACAUUUCUUGAUAUCGCUAAGUUCGGGAGUCCCAAAUCCGUCGAGUCGCCACCUGGUCGUCGCGCUAGUCGUUCGACUCAUGGAGAUGAUCUCAUUACCAAGGGCAUUGUGUCAGUCACAGUAGCCGAGCAGCUGUUACAUCGGUACUUUUCGCGUCUUGACCAUUACCUAUACGGAAUAUGCAGUGAGCAUCACGACCUACACCAGCUACGAACCACGUCUCCCAUCCUCCUUGCCGCCAUCUGUACCGUGUCAGCCCUCCAUGACCCCCAGGACCAAAAGUACUAUGCAGCAUGUAAUAGAGAAUUCCGCGCCCUCGUGAUGCGGUCACUGUUUGAAAAGCGCGAUGUUGGAUAUCUGAGGGCUUUGUGUAUCGCCUCGUUCUGGCUCGCCGAUGCUUCGCGAAUUCUCUGCAGUGAUGCCAUUAGACGCGCAGCAGACAUCCGUCUUCAUCGCAGCUUCGACUAUCUCAUUGGGGCCCGUGACCCGGAGACCUGCUCCCCGUCUUCAGCAAACCCGACUGCCGCUGUGGAUCGAGUGCGAUUGUGGUACCUCCUGUUCGUAUGCGAUCAACAUCUCUCGAUUUUGCACAACCGUGACUCCCUCCUGCGCAGCGACAAAGACAUAGCAGUGAGCUGGGAAACAUACUUACAUCGAGCCGAGACCACGGAAUCAGAUGUUCGGAUCCUUUCCCAAGUAUCCCUAUUAUUAAUCAUGGGUCAGGUCCGAGAUGUGUUGGGGUCCGACAACCAGACGCAGCUGCCACCGACUCUUACACACCACAUCACAAAUUACUCAAGACAGCUAGACAAAUGGUUCGCCAAAUUUUCUGCGCUGUUCAUCACAAACGCAUAUAUUGGCGAUUUCCCCAGAAAGGGCUUGGAGCUGCACUACCAAUUUGGCAAACUCUACCUUGGUCAUCAGGUAUUUAAAGGACUUCAUGGUAAUGCCAUCCCCAUGCAUUUCGUCUCUGCCGCCAAUAUGGCCCAUGAUGCAGCUCUUGGAAUCUACGAGAUGAUUCUAAAUGACCACCAGCUGAAGGAUAGUCUCGUGGGCAUGCCUCACUACUUCCAUAUCAUGAUUGCCUUUGCUGGUCAUCUGUUGCUGGAGAUAUGUCACAACCACCACGAACAACUCUCUAUCAAUGUACAGGAGGAAUUUCAUCUGAUUGGCGCCGUUCUAGACCUGUUCCGCAAUCAAAACUGCAUUCCUCAGCACCCAAUCCGGCGCAUGGCCCCUGGUCUGAGUCGGAAGCUCUCCAGUUGUGCUGUCAACCUAGGGAUUAAUAAUCUGGGCGACGGCCACCAAACAACUCAGAAUCCGUACAUUGCAACUACAGACGGACAAGGCUUCACGAACGCAACUCAGCAUUUCGGAAAAGACCCGGUUCACUUUCCUGUCGACCCCACGGGGCCCCAGAUGGAUGAUUUUCUAUUCGGCGAUAUUGGAGAAUUCACGUUCCCAGACCUGGCAUCCAGCUUUCUGCCGUAGGGUAUCGCAGACCAAAUAU
This is a messenger RNA of Aspergillus caelatus, 2102 nucleotides long. RefSeq lists its product as uncharacterized. The record is from RefSeq and is a predicted model, not a curated record. Gene Ontology annotation, molecular function: DNA-binding transcription factor activity, RNA polymerase II-specific; transcription cis-regulatory region binding; zinc ion binding. Gene Ontology annotation, biological process: regulation of DNA-templated transcription. Gene Ontology annotation, cellular component: nucleus. The coding region runs from base 23 to 2083 and encodes 686 amino acids. The transcript is spliced from 3 exons. NCBI's taxonomy places the organism in Eukaryota, Fungi, Ascomycota, Eurotiomycetes, Eurotiales, Aspergillaceae.